CCAUCUUGGCCCGGGCCUGGCGGCGGCGGCGGCAGCAGGAACAGCAGCAGCGCCGGCUGUGUGGAUCAUGGAGAACUACCAGAAAUCCAAGGUUGUGGAGAAGCCGUCCCCCCUGCCCUUUCCUGGCCUACCUUCGGAUAUAAUUGAAAUGAAAGUGAAGGACGGCAGCAAAAUCCGGAACCUCGUGGGCUACGCCAUUGGCAAGAUGGAGUCUGACACGACAAGGCAGGUCGUCUUCAGUGGAGCCGGCAAAGCCAUCAGCAAGACGAUCACCUGCGUGGAGAUCCUGAAGCGGAGGCUCAAAAGUCUCCACCAGAUCACCAAAGUGUUCUUCAGGCAGACGGAGGAGAUCUGGGAGCCGAUCGUGCCAGAGGCUGGCCUGGAUUCUUUGACUGUGAAGCGCAACACCCCUGCGAUUUGCGUGCUGCUGAGCAAAGACCCGCUUGACUCUCAGGAGCCGGGCUACCAGGCUCCUGGGUCCUUUGACGCCCUCUGGCUGGAGACACUGAAGUCUGAGUCCCAGGGCCAGGCGAAGAGGAAGCAGGGCGGAGGAAGGGGGGCCAGCCGGGCUGGGAAGCACCCUCGCUCCGUGGGGCGUGAGGACCCCCACAAAAAGCCCUGAGUAGGACUGGGGAGAGCCAGUCAGUGUUCACGCAGUAAUCCAAGCACUGGAAACGGGCAGAGAGAAACUGCAUUUAGGGAAAAAGGAAAGGACAGGCUGCCAGCCCGAAUUCAGAAUCCUGCAGACUGACGGCUAGACUUUUGUGACUGGGCUCUUUUCCUCGCUUGGAUCAGGUGUGCACAUAAAGCAUUUCUGUGGACUGUUUCUGGUAUAUCCAGGAUUACUGUGCCUGAAUGUCAGGGAUGAAAAGGAAGUGCAGAAUUUUCCGGAGCGGGAAUGCUCUUUUCCCCAAAGUCUGAGGUGUUUUCCUAUCUGAUAAAGAGGUACCUGUGAAAAUGUCUUGCUUUCUCCUGGGGCCUGUGGUGAAAGUUGUGAGUUGUGUCAUGUAGCCAGAUUUUUGUAAAGGGAAAGGGUUUGGCAAAUGCUUCCCCCGCCCCCCACCUGCCCCAUAUCGCGGCCAGUCAUUUCGUUGCUGCCCGAAAGCAUUAUGUGCCUUCUUGUGGCUCCAAGGCUGCUAACAUCUCUUCCUUUAAAAGAAGGGACUUCCACCCUGGACAUUCACGAGGAGGGAUUGCAGUCUGAUUCGGCAUAGAAGCGAGGGGGGCGUGCUGUCUGUGCACUUGUGCCAAGGGUCCGUGAUGUGCGUUUCCAUGAGGACAAACGCAAAGUGUCUCAGAAGCCGCUUGUAACCCUUAGGAGCCCUGGAUGGUAAGCUUGAAAUUGUAUUUUUGUUAAUAAAGCCAGGGGCAAGGCCUAUGUUUCA
Messenger RNA from Varanus komodoensis (Komodo dragon), 1385 nucleotides. It is a transcript of the gene RPP25L, whose product is annotated as ribonuclease P/MRP subunit p25 like. Gene Ontology annotation, molecular function: RNA binding. The record is from RefSeq and is a predicted model, not a curated record. The transcript has 2 exons. Gene Ontology annotation, cellular component: ribonuclease MRP complex. NCBI's taxonomy places the organism in Eukaryota, Metazoa, Chordata, Lepidosauria, Squamata, Varanidae. The coding region runs from base 68 to 622 and encodes 184 amino acids. Gene Ontology annotation, biological process: tRNA 5'-leader removal.